This is a messenger RNA of Fukomys damarensis (Damara mole-rat), 1173 nucleotides long. It is a transcript of the gene Ciroz, whose product is annotated as chromosome unknown C1orf127 homolog. NCBI's taxonomy places the organism in Eukaryota, Metazoa, Chordata, Mammalia, Rodentia, Bathyergidae. The record is from RefSeq and is a predicted model, not a curated record. Gene Ontology annotation, biological process: heart development.
AUGAGGGGGUCCCCGUCAGUUGUCUGGGCCAUCUGUGUCGCCUGCUUGCAGCACUCUGUGUUCCCACAGAUCCUCCCUCUCGGGUCAAACAGGGACAGGCCGCGCCCUGCAUGUGCCAGCACACCCAGUUUAGAAGUACCUUCUUUUCUGACAGACAAGGUGGAGUGCUUCUCCGACUACAUGACCCUGCAGAUCCCGAGCAGCUGCAUGGAGGGUUUGAGGCAGUGGCUGGGCAGAGUCCUACAGCUGCCAGGCACCUGGACGGCCCCCAGCCACCUGGAUCCUCUUCUUGCCCAAUGUGGCUAUUUCCUGCAUCCUGCACUGGAUGGUGACUUCAUUUUCCGAGCUCGAUACUUGGCCUGCUUUGUGCGGAAGGAGAAAGAAAAUUACAGUCUGGAAAUCAGACUACUUCAAAAAGGGGUGAAAAGGCUGGAGUGGAGCAAAGGCUACAUAAUGAAGUGUCCGGUGACUGUGUCCAGGCUGGCUCGACAGAGCAUCCACUGUGGCCCCACGUUCAUCCGGGCCUCUCGGCCACUACCCCUGAGGAGUGACAGUAGGCAGACCCCUUGGCUGCUGUCCCUUCGAGGGGAGCUGGUGGCCUCUCUGGAGGAUGCCAGUCGGAUGGGAUUGUAUGUGGACGUCAGUGCCACCACGGUCACCAUCCAAAGCCCAAGACAAGACCUUCUUCAGAGGCGGGAGGUGCUGAACACCUCUGCAGAGCUCCUGCCACUCUGGCUGGUGAGCGGCCACUAUGCCUACCCGCUACAGGCCGUGUGCCCACCGGUGUCAUCCCAGCCAGGGUCGGAGGUCUUAGUCCACAUCCCCAAGCAGAGAGUGGGCCUAGUCAAAAGAGGUUCCCACUUUCAGGAAGUCCUGAGCCUGAAGUCCCUCCACUCGCACCAGCCCGGCACCUUCACUGUGAUGGAGAGCAGGGAUUUCCUGGUGGUCAGCGUCCCUGGGGCUGCAUUGCUCCAGGUGCACCCAUGCCAGGAGGCCCGAGGAGCCCCGGGAAUGCAGGCCUUCUACUGCGUGGACCUGAGCCUAGAAUUUGCUGAGUCCCAGACCCCAGUGCUCUGGAUGGUAGAAAAGCACUUCCAGUGUGUAGUUUCCUGCAGUGAUGACACUGAUUUUAGAAAGAGAGAGCUACAACUCCACCCAGCAGAUAUCGGCUGA